Molecule: messenger RNA, 267 nt
Organism: Klebsormidium nitens
Lineage: Eukaryota; Viridiplantae; Streptophyta; Klebsormidiophyceae; Klebsormidiales; Klebsormidiaceae
Source: the annotation of a GenBank genome assembly
AUGCGGAAUGCCGUCGCUUGCUUGCCGCGGUACUGUCAGUUCGCCUUCGUAGCGGAGACAGCUACGAACCGCUGGGAAAGGGUUGAAGACGGUUGCCCCUAUCUUGGGACGGAGAGCGAUGUACAGACGCACGAGGAGGGAUGCGAGUUCCGCCCAGUGCGCUGCCCUCACUUUGAGCUCGAGAUGGUGGAGCGCGACGUACCGGAACGUUCACCGAGCGGAGUGCCGGCAGAACUGUUCCUUCUGUGGAGAGAUGAUCCUUUAUGA